Aethina tumida (small hive beetle) is the source of this 897-nucleotide messenger RNA. It is a transcript of the gene Prpk, whose product is annotated as EKC/KEOPS complex subunit TP53RK. Bases 122 to 802 code for a protein of 226 amino acids. Gene Ontology annotation, cellular component: cytosol; EKC/KEOPS complex; nucleus. NCBI's taxonomy places the organism in Eukaryota, Metazoa, Arthropoda, Insecta, Coleoptera, Nitidulidae. Gene Ontology annotation, biological process: protein phosphorylation. The transcript has a single exon. Gene Ontology annotation, molecular function: ATP binding; protein serine/threonine kinase activity. The record is from RefSeq and is a predicted model, not a curated record.
CUAUGGCUAAGUAAUGGUCCUCACGUGUAUAAAAGUUAAUUUUAAAAGUCAUAGUUGGUUAUACUGAAAAAUAUUAUAAAAUUCGUGUGUUUUGAGAAAGCAUUUUUAAAAGAAAACUCAAAUGGAGGAAUUCGAAUUAAUGAAACAAGGUGCAGAAGCAAAGCUAUACAAAGGAAGUUACUUAGGAAAACCAGUAAUAAUAAAAGAACGAUUCGAGAAGAAGUACAGAGUUCCCUCACUGGAUGCAACAUUAACCAAAGAACGAAUAAAGGCUGAAAGUCGUGCGAUUUUACGAUGUAAAUCCGCAGGGAUCAAAACUCCAGCAUUAUAUCUAGUGGACUUGAAAAAACGAACUAUAUACAUGGAGUAUUUUGAGUGCAGCAUUACAGCUAAAGACUUUAUCAAUUCUUCAAGCUCAAAGGACACAAUUAAAGAAUUAUCCUUGCAACUGGGCAAAAUUUUGGGUAAACUACAUGCCAAUAAUAUUGUACAUGGGGACCUAACUUCAUCUAAUAUUUUGCUAAUUAAUAAAAAUGGAGAGAACAAUUUCACAGACUUGAAUAAUUUACAAAUAUCAUUAAUAGAUUUUGGUUUGUCACAUGUGGAGUCUGGUGCAGAAGAUAAAGGUGUUGAUUUGUAUGUAUUGGAGAGAGCACUGCUGAGCACUCAUGAGGAGGCUGAGUACAUGUUUCCAUUUAUUUUGGAAGGAUAUAAGAUGCAGUAUAAAAAGGGACAAAAGGAAGUUUUAGCCAAAUAUGAAGAUGUCAGAGCCAGAGGACGAAAGAGAACUAUGGUUGGAUAGUCAUUAUUUUGUUGAUGUUACAUUUUGUUUUAUUGUAAAAUAAUGUUUUUUGUAUAUUUUAUAUACAAAUUGUAUAAUAAAAUUGUUUUUGUAUA